Messenger RNA from Diaporthe citri, 3906 nucleotides. RefSeq lists its product as uncharacterized. Bases 1 to 3906 code for a protein of 1301 amino acids. Gene Ontology annotation, biological process: protein phosphorylation. The transcript has 3 exons. Gene Ontology annotation, molecular function: protein binding; protein kinase activity; ATP binding. NCBI's taxonomy places the organism in Eukaryota, Fungi, Ascomycota, Sordariomycetes, Diaporthales, Diaporthaceae. The record is from RefSeq and is a predicted model, not a curated record.
AUGUCGCUUCUCUCAUGGUUCCACCCGUUGCCUCUGCCCCGGGCCAGACGGGCGCCAGCAUCUUCUGUGGUGACAGACGACGACAUCGAAGCCAAUCUUCAGAUGCUCUGCACCCCGACUCUGUCGGGAACCCCUGGAAAAAGUACCGAUCAAAUUUCACAUCGAAACAUCCAGAGUCUGCAGACACUGCUGGCGUUUCUGGAUGCAAAAGCAGAACGUGAAGGCUCACUUCUCUGGAGCUUCACACCCAGGACAUAUGGCAUUCUCCGGAGCAUCGGCGCACUCGAGUUCAUGGACGAAUUUAGGGCGAAAAGUUUCAACGACUUCUAUCUGCCGUACAAUGAGCGGACUUUGCCGGACUUCCUGCAACAGAAAGACGGAAGGGACCUAAGACAGGCAUUCCUAGACGCGCAAAGCUAUUUCCUGACCAAUACAAAACUCGUUGAAACGGACGGCACUUCAACGCACUUCGAUGCCGAGAAUGGUGACAAUAUUUUCCAGCCCAUCAGGUCCCUGGGCCAGGGGAGCUUUGGCGGUGUAGAUCUCGUAUACAGCCGGUUGAGUCUGAGGCACUACGCUCGUAAGAGGGUCCUUCGAGGUCGCGACUCUGAGAGGAGCCGCGAGGCUCAGCGCACCCUGAUUGGCGAGCUGAGGCACUUGAAGCAACUAAGCCAUCGCCACCUAGUCAAGAUCAUUGCAAGCUACACAGAUCUAGAGUACAUAUCGUACAUCAUGGAGCCAGUGGCAGAAUUGGAUCUGGAACGUCUCCUAGCGAUGCCAGGGGCUAUUACACCCGAAUAUCAAAGCGUGCUCCGAAGAUUCUUUGGCUGUCUCGCUGGGGCUGUCAACUAUCUCCAUCAGAGCAAGAUCAGACAUAGGGACAUCACUGCGCGGAAUAUCUUGAUCUACCGUGAAGAGGUUUACAUCAGUGAUUUCGGCUCGGCCUACGACUGGUCGAACCGCUCUGUCAGUGCCACAAGGCAUCAUCAUAUACCAGUCAGUCCGGAUUACCAAGCGCCGGAGAUUGCGAAAAGAGAAGAGCGCGACUCCAAAAGCGACAUGUUCUCAUUGGGAGUGGUUUUCCUGGAGAUGACGACAAAGUUGCUCGGUCGUUCAACAGCUGAACUCAAGCGUGUAAUCGCGGGUAAUGCAAGAAAACACAACUCCGACCAGCCUUAUGUCUACGCCAACCUUUCUGUAGUCCUCACCUGGCUGGAUGAAUUGACGAAGGGAAACACUGUUGAGCACGACAACGAGCCACUCGUCUGGGUGAGGGAUCUGCUUCAGGAGAAGCCACGCAAUCGACCAUCCGCGAAGGGCCUCAUGAAAGACAUACUGGAGUCGCCAUCAUUCCGCAGCUUUUGCUGCUUCAAGUGUCAAGGGGAUUUCGAAGAGCGAGCUUUUGAAUACGAUGCGGCGCUGCAACGUGACGAGCUUCUCGAGGACUCCACGGCCACUAAAAGGACCGUGGCAAACUUGUUCGGUGAGGAAGCAUCGUCAUCAGCGAAUGGCGUGUCUGCACAGAAAAGUGAUUCUGUCGAACAAUGGCUCGGCGUUACGAGGCUCGAUAGGGGUGAUGAAGUCGCCAUGCCUGGAGCUUUUCCUGAUGUUCAGGAUGUGUAUGUUGGCAGCGGGCGAGGCGUCGAUGAUAACAACAGCCUUCUCUCUGCUACCCACGCACAGAAUUGGUACCUCAGUCCUGAACUUCAUGAAGGUGACCAAUGGUAUACCCAGAGCAUCUUGGCCACCGAGCCUGACGAACUUGCCACUCAAUCCUACCACAACAUUACGUCGCCAGCGGGAUAUUCGGAAUCUGCAGCUGUUGACCCGGCGGUCUCUGAUCAUGAGAGAAACCUCCGCGACACGGGCCUAGGGUUUAUGGAGUAUGGAAGUAGUGACUCGGACGAGGAUGCAGAGCACCAGAUGUUCGAGGAGUACUCAGACUCAUCAGACACGAGUUCCGAAAGCGAAUCCGCCUCCGACACUCAUCUGGCAUCAGGAAUUCAGUCAACUAUCAAGGAGCUCGGCAUCAUUGUGGAAGUCGACGAGAUCCAGUCUGAAGACGGCGCCUCAGAGGAAGACGACAACAAUGACCACCGAUACGAGGAAGUUUCCGAUGAUUCCACCAUCGAUGGGGAGACACAAAAUCUGGGUGAACAUCUCCAAAGUAACAAGUCUGAGCCGGUGGACAUUUCAUUGGACUCUUCCUAUCUCACAGCCCAGGCUCUAAGUGAUUUGCGGCUGCCGUUUCCCGUUGUCGCUGGAUACCUCGAGAGUCAAUGCGCCGACAUGAACCUAGAGGAGUCGGCCACCAAAGGACCGAAGGCAGUCACUUGUGAAGACGAUCCGGAAGAUGCAAUGUCUGAUGGUCUUCGAAAUCCAGAUCACUCAACACUGGAUUUGGGAGGGUCGGUAUUGAUUGAAUGGCCCACCGAACAGGGUACCGAUCAACAAGGAACGUCUGCUCCAGAUGAAUCAUAUAAAUCGCCAAAGCACCUCGGGACCAUCCUCGAGAGAUCUGCAGAAAAUGCUUCUCAGUCAAGUGAGAACGAGGGCGGCAUCGCGUCGCCGUCGUCGAUGACCGCACAAGUCAUACCUGAUCCACCAGAUUCCAAUGAGACAAGGCAAAGCUCUGGUCAGACGAGGUCGUCGGCCUCGAGGAGCCCUCGCGAGCGGACAGCACUUCCGGCGAUCAAUGCCAAAUCGCUCAUGAAGACAGCCUGGGACUCGGCCUCGGCGGGUGCGCCAACUUCUGUCAUGUCUGAAGCUACGAAAGCGAAGUUCUCACGCAUACUUGUCCCGUUUGACCAGUUCGAUAGGAUGCACAACCUGCUGAGAGAUUACUGCAAGCGAGGCAAGGCCAGCGCCGUCAAAUUUCUCUUGCAGAAGGGGUGUAACCCUGGCACGAAGAAGCACCCACGUGGUGCGCCACUUCUUGCAGCGGUCCAAGGGGCGAGCGAAAGACACAACAAGUGUGCUCGAGAGCUCAUUAAACAUGAUGUCAACGUGAAUGUGAAGAGCAAGAAGUCGGGCAAAUCAGCAUUGCAUCUGGCUGUCGAGAACGAUGAAUUCCAGGGCUACGUCAGGCUCGUUUGGCUGUUGGUAAAUGCUGGGGCUGAAACGAACAUGCCUGAUGAGAAUGGCGACUUCCCACUGACGAAGGUCUUCUUCGGUGCGGGAUCUCUUCCGCUUGAGAAGCAUCGUCUUGAGGCCUUGGCUGUGCUUCUCCAGGGCGGAGCUGAGCCGAACCUACAUGCCUCCGGUACAGGAAACACUCCUCUACACUUGGCUGUACGAAGGCAGGACAAGUGGGCCGUUGCCAUGCUUCUACACAAAGGGGCCGACGUCAACGCGAAGAACUCCUCCGGGGCGACUCCUCUGCAGAUGACAGCAAACCAGUUCCGCGGUGACCUGGGCCAUGACCACGCUCAAGUCCUGGAUCUCUUGUUACAGGCUAAAGCGUUGAUCGACGAGAGAGCCGGCGCACUGAGCCGAACAGCCCUUCACUUAGCAGUCACCUCGGGGACUGCACACGCGGUGAAGCUUCUCCUCGACUAUGGGGCAGACCCGCUGCUUGCCGACAAGAAUGGCGACACCGCCAUCAUGCUCGCCAUCAAGGGAGCAGCCAAGAUGACGGCUGACCCGGACAGGAUCGAGGACCACGUCGAGGUUAUGGACCGGCUGGCGAAGAAGCUUGGUCCCUCGUGGGCACAUGCCACUGACUUUCAAGGCAUGUGUGCUGUGGAAGCUGCUUGCUCGGGCGACCACAUGGAUCUCUUGCGGACCCUCCUUGCCGAAGGCGACCUCGAUCCGCGCUCCAAGUUCCGCGAUGGGACUGUUCUAGACUUUGCCCGGAAGAAUGGGACGCCGGGGGUGCAGGAGGUGAUUGAGCGAUACGUGAAGUGA